AUGAAGUCUAAGUUUUCGACGUUAGACAUCUGCGCUGUCGUCUUCGACCUAAAACAGAUGAUCAGCAUGCGUGUAGUGAAUGUGUAUGACAUUGACAGUCGAACAUAUUUGAUGAAAUUGCAUAAGUAAGGGUUUUUAAUUUGUAUUUUUUGAGUUUAGGUGGAUUUUGGGAGGAAGAGACGUAUCUGAUAACUCAUGGAUAAUAUCGAGUAAAAAUAGUUACAAAUAAGCGUUCAUGGAAGGUUUUUGGUAUCAUUAAUAUAAAUGAGAUAUCAGGGAGUCUUUUAAGAAUAAUUUCAACAUGAUUUCAUUUUGUUGAAAGAAGUUACGAAGCGUAUUGUGAAGGCAUCAUGAGUAAUAUAGAUUAAACUUUGUUUUUAGCCCUUUCAUAUUGAAAAACAUACUUUUAAUCAUAAAAACGGAUUUAUAUAGUUAAACUACUAUUUUUUAUAGGCCAAGCGACAAAGCGUUUAUUUUGUUUGAAUCCGGUGCAAGAAUCCAUCGAACUUAUCAUGAUUGGCCGAAAUCUCAGGUACCUUCUGGGUUCUCGAUGAAAUUCAGAAAGCACAUCAAUCAGAAACGCUUGACUGCUGUUAAUCAGGUUAGUUUAUAUUCUUCGGCAUCUUUUGGUUUUAAAUAUGACAUAUUAGAGAAACUUAUGUUUAAUGUGUUUUUCAGGUUGGUGCUGACAGAAUCAUAGACAUGCAAUUUGGAGAUGAAGAUCGAGCUUGCCAUGUGAUUGUUGAGUUAUACGACCGUGGUAACAUCAUAUUAACAGACGCUGACUACAUCAUUUUGAAUGUUUUGAGGCCAAGAACUGAUCGAGAUCAUGAUGUUAGGUUUUCGGUCAAAGAGAAGUAAGUGUAAUAUGCGAAGGGUUUUUGGUAAUUUAAUCUGCGAUGGACCGUCUUAAAUUGAUUAUAAAGUAUUUUUUAGUCCACUUCCUGUUUAUCUUAAAUAAUUAUAAAAGGAUUUGUUGCUUUAUUUAGUAAUGACGAGCUUUUUUUGACUAGACAUGCAGAUGUCUACUACAACAUCUUUGAUGUCUGUUUUUGGCGUCAUAACGUACUUAUUGCUACUUUAAGCUGUUUUAGUAAUAUCUGUCAUCUUCUUGACGUUAUUUUAAGUACAACAUCAGCCGUCUAAACUUUCAUAUAUUGUUAUAGGCACUAUUUUUCUACCAAAUGUCUACUAUAAUAUAAAAGCUUGAUUUUUUCAGAUACCCAUUGGAACUGGCCAGAAAAGAGACCUUCUUACCUUCUUUAGAGAACAUUUCUUUGUUUUUGGAAUCAGCAAAGCCCGAUGAAUAUGUCAGAAAAGCGUUGGUUCGACAUGUUCCGUUCAGUGGUCAACUACUUGAACAUGGCUUUGUUUCUAUUGGUCUGCCUUCUAACACCCAGGUAAAUUUUAAUGCGUUUUGUUGUUUAUUACUUAGGUAGUACUGUUCUUCAUGUAUGCUCAAGUUUUUGAAAGUAUCGUGAAAAUGACAUUGAAGUUAUGCUAAGUUUUGGAUGUUGUAGUACACAUUUGGUAUCUAUGUUAAUAUUUUUGACGAAAGAUAGUGUAAAACUUUGAAUUUUAACUUGAAAAUUGAGAAUAUUGUAGAUGAAAGACCUGGGAACAGUUCGAGAAGGAACAUUGUUGAUUAGCAGAGCAUUGGAAGAAGCUGAUAAGAUUCUAAAGCAAAUCUCUCAAGAACCAAGCAAAGGUUAUAUUACACUGCAAAGAAUCAAACGUCCUGAUGGUUCUGAAGCCGAAAGCUAUCAGGUAAGGUAAAAUACGGGUGAAAUAGAAUAUUUUCCAUUAUUUUUGUGGGUUUUCAAUCAUUUUUAUUUAAGUUUUUGAUGAAUAAUUCAAUGUUUAUAUCGAGUUUUUAUGAUUUUUCAUAUUUUUCUUUGGUUUUUGGUGUUUUUGACCAAUAUUUUUGAUGUUUAUGGCUAGUAUCCCUUCGAAUUCAUCUAAAAACAGAACAAACUAAUAAAAAGCUUACCUCGUUUUAGGAAUACCAUCCCUUCUGCUUUGCCCAAUUCAAUCUACCAGGCUCAAAUCUAGAGGUACAAGAAUAUCCGAGCUUUAGCGAAGCCAUUGACAAGUUUUACUCGCUGUUGGAUGGUCAGAAAUUGGACCAAAAAGCCAUUCAAGCCGAGAAGGAAGCCAUCAAAAAGCUGAACAAUGUCAAGAAGGAUCACGAACGAAGGGUCAAAGCUCUAGAUGAACACCAGGAGAGUCAACAGAAGCGAGCCGAGCUGAUUGAAAUGAACCGAGACCUGGUUGAUCAAUGCAUCUUGGUCGUGAGGUAAAUUUUAAAGAUUUUUGAGGAAUUUCGGGGAUUAAGAGCGGGCGCAACUUGAGGAUUUCCGAGUUGUGGCACUGUGCAGGCUGCGCAGGAAAUUUUAUACGAUGAAAGGUCUACAGGGUGAGGAACUUUGAAAAAAUGCUGGGAUAUGAAGUUUAAGAGUGUAAUAAGCAUAAAAAUAUUUUUUUUGAAAAUUUUUUAAAAAUAAUUGAGAUUUUGCACCGUGCAAGUAAAAAUGGCGAUGCACGGUGCAGAAAUUAAGUUUUUGGUAAUAACUUUGUUUACAGAAUAAAACAUGACACAAAUUUUGAAUAUUAAAUAAAGAGUGGCAGCAAUUUCGUUUUGAAUGAAAAAUAUUGAAGAAACUUUGUUUACAAAAUGAAAAAUGGCAAUAUAAAAAAUUUUUGCACUGUGCAAAAUUUGUUUAAAGUUUGUUAUUUUCGAUGAUUUAAAAUUUGAUUAAGGCCAAUUUAAAGUAUUUAAAGUGAAUUUUUAGACAAUUUGUGGCCAACAAACUGCCCUGGGACGAGAUCGACCGCGUCCUGAAACAAGCGGCUGCUCAACAAAACCCUGUGGCCAAAGCUAUAAUUCGCGUGAAUUUGGCACAAAAUGAAAUUACAGUAAGACUAACGGACAUUUAUGCUCAUCUGGACGAGAAUUCCGAAGAGGAGGACGAAAAUGAAGGUGUGAAUGAGGUUAAAAAUGGCAAAAAACCGAAGAAAAUCCAAACUUUUGAUGUCGAAGUAGACCUGGACUUGAAUGCGGAUCAAAAUUGUCGCAAGUUCUUUGGUGAUAAGAAAGCGGCCGUCGAGAAGAAGGAAAGAACUCUACAAGCAUCGAGCUUGGCUUUGAAAAAUGCUCAGAAACAGACUCAGAACAAGGUGGAGCAGGUAAAUUUUUCAAUGUUUUUUACUUAUGCCAAUCUAAAAUUGCAUUUUUUUAGAUUUUUUUGUUUAUAAAAGGUUUAAAAUGACGUUUUUGGUUAUGAAAAUAUAAUUCUUUGCCAUUUUGGUUCAAAAAACAGGUCAAAACAGUUAGGUACAGGGUUGCGCAGCCUGCGUAACCAAGUUAUACGCAAGGGAAUUGUCAAAAAAGAGGCAAGAAAUUUGUUUUCAAAACAAAAAAUGGCAAGAACUUUCUUUACAAAACAAAAAAUGGCAAGAACUUUCUUUACAAAACAAAAAAUGGCAAGAACUUUCUUUACAAAACUAAAAAUGGCAAGAAUUUUCUUUACAAAUCUAAAAAAUUUUUGAAUUAACAAAAUAAUUUUCAGGUCAGAGCCAACACCACCAUAGCACGAGCCCGGAAAACAAUGUGGUUCGAGAAGUUUUACUGGUGCUUAUCAUCCGAAGGCUAUCUUAUCAUAGGCGGCCGAGACGCCCAACAGAACGAAGCCCUCGUGAAACGAUACCUACGUGCUGGUGAUGUAUAUGUUCACGCCGACCUCCACGGUGCCUCAUCAGUCGUGGUACGAAACAAAGUCAAAGACCAAGACAUCCCACCAAUGACUCUGAACGAAGCCGGCUCCAUGGCCGUCUGCUACUCCACGGCAUGGGAGGCCAAGAUUACAGUAAGCGCGUGGUGGGUAUACCAUCAUCAAGUCAGCAGAACAGCACAAACCGGAGAGUACCUACCACCAGGAAGUUUCAUGAUUCGAGGAAAAAAAAAUUUUUUGCCGUCGGUCCAUCUGCAGCUUGGAUUUGGACUCUUCUUUAGGUAUGAAAUGGCCAGAAAUCGAGGUUUUUGGUUGAAAAACGAGGGCGGGGUAGAUUUUUUUAAUUAAAAAAGUUUGAGAGGGGUUAAAAACGAUGUAAGGAAGGGGUAAAUGGAGUUUUUUUUUGGGCGGGUGUUUAAAAAAUUUUUUAUUUUAAGGGGGGGUAAACAUUGAAAAAUAUUUUUUUUUUUGAAAUUUGAAAAUAUUUUGUAAAGGAAGUUCUUGCAACUGCUCAAAACUAAAAAAAAUGGCAUUUUUAUCAUUGUAAAUAAAGUUAAUGCAGUUUUUUCAAGUUAUACUAAAAAAAUUAGCUUUUGAAUUUGGAAAGAAAGUUCCUUCCAAAACUCAAAAAUUUUCAAAAACACUUUUUUACAUCAUUGUAAACAAAGUUAUUGCCAAAAGCUUAAUUUCUGCACCGUGCAGCGCCCUUUGUCUUCUUUGCACAGUGCGAAAGCGCGAUCCCAUCCGAUCUGGCAAGUUAAGCAACGGUGCGCCUGAUUAUAAAAAUUUCGUGGAACACUGGGUGGAAACAAAGUUUUUGAGAUUUUUAGUGUGUUGUAAAGAAAGUUUUUGCAGUUUUUUGAUUUUGAGAUCGUAAAUAAUGGCAUUUUUGGUAUUUAUUUAGAUCUAAAUGAAAAUGUUUUGUAAUUUUAUAUUAUUGCAAUUAUUUUUAGAUUGGACGAAGAAUCUACACAAAAACAUUUGGCAGAAGCGGCCGAAAAGAACGCCUCAAGCAAAGCAAGCAUAGUUACAGUGGAAGAACAACAAGAAGACGUGAAAGAAGACGAAGAAGAGGAGGAAGAACUAAAAGGAGAAGACGAGGAAGAUGAUAACGAAGAAGACGAAUUCCCAGAUGUUCAGCUGAAAUUAGACGACAUUCGUUUGGAUUCAAACACGGCAAAAGGUUUGGAUGACGAGGACUUUACCUUAAUUCAACUUAUUCAACCGGUCAGAGAGAAAACACAACGUGAAAAGUACUUGGAAGAGAAGGAAAAGGAACAAAAAGAAGCUGAGGCUAAGAAUCCGGAGCUUAAAGGUCUGUAACUUUUUAUUUUUGUAGUUUUAGAAAGUUUAAAAUGACUUUUUAUUUUAAAAAAAUGGUUUGCACGGUGCAAAAUUUUGGACUGCAAAAACGACAAUAUUUUACAGAAACAUUUCGUAAAAUAACAAGAACUUUGUUUACAAAACAUCAAAAAUUAUAUUUUUAGCUUUUUUAUACCUAAAUUAGCAAAAAAAGUGUUUUGCACGGUGCAAACUUUUUACUUGCUUAUUACUACCUUAUAAUGGUAUGGUAAAAAAUGGUUUUUAUAGUAAGAUAACAGCUUUUGACACGGUUAAAUAAUGGUAUGCUUAUCACGCAAUAACUUUCUUUCCACUUCUUUAAAAAUGCUUUUUAAGCUUUUGCACGGUGCAAGAAAUUUUAUUGCACUGUGCAGUGUGGCUCAUUGCAUAUGCAGGUUCAAAUUAAAGUUUUUUUUCUAAAUGUCUGAACCGUCAUUUUAAGCUUAAGGAAUUAGUUUUAAAAAAUAGAAACAUGAGAAUUUUUGUUUUUAAAAUGUUGAGUAAGGUAAUAUUGUUAUAGAUAAGGGCAAGGAUGCUCCAAUGACGAAACGUCAAAAGCACAAACUUCAGAAGAUUAAGAAGAAGUACGGUGAUCAAACAGAAGACGAACGACAAGAAGAAUUGAGAAAACUAGGCGCUCAGCCUACUAAAGGUAGCAUUUUGGACUGAAUUUUAUAUUAUCAUAAGUGAUUUUGAUGAAAAAAGGUAGGUUUUUGAUAGAAACUGAGACUUUUUUGGUUGAAAAAUUAAUUUUAGGUAUUUCGAGAGUGUUUCAAAUGUGUAUAUUGAUUAAAAAGUGGUCAUUUUCAGUGUUAAACAAGCUCAAGAAGAACAACGCCAAAGCCAAAAAGCAAAAAGACGAAGAUUGGCCAGACCAACUAGCUCCAGAACCUCAAAUCGAAGAGGUAAAAGAAGAAAAAGAAGAAGAGAAACCAGAGGAAGAGGAACAAAAGGAACCUGAAGAAGAAAAGAAAGAAGAACAAGAGGAAGAGGAAGAAGAUCAACUAGAAAGUUUAGAUCAAGAAGAAGCCGUCUUCAAAUCUCUAUGUCCACAACCACGAAACGACGAUGGUAUACUGUAUGUUGUGGCAGUAUGUGCACCUUAUUCGGCGAUGCAAAAGUUCAAGUACAAGGUAAAGGUUUUGGUCAAAAAGUCUUGGGAAAAGCGGUUUUUUGAUGUCUUUGAUUUUUUUUAAAAUUUUGAUUUAAAAAUGAAAAAAAAUCAGUUUUAAAAUUUAAAAAACAACGUUUUACACUGUAAAAUUUUGGGCUGCACGGUGCAAAAUUUAUUUUUGCACGGUGCAGAAUUUUUACAUUGUUCUUACUACCUUAUAAUGCUAUAGUAAAAAACAUUUUUUAUAAUAAAAAUAACAGGUUUUGACACGGUUAAUUAAUGGUAUAUUCAUUCCGUAAAAACUUUCUUUCCAGUUCUUAAAAAUUAAAGGAGAAAAUAUUGCACAGUGCAAAAAAAUUACGGUUGCACUGUGCAGUCAUUUUAAUUGCACUGUGCAAACGAAUGGAAAAUGUUGUUUUGGUUUUAAUUUGGUUUUUAAAAAUGAAAUUUUUAUCAAAUACGAUUUAAAAGGGCAUUGGAAUUCUUAAAAAUAAUAUUUGAAUUCUUAAGAUGGCAUUAAAAUUCAAAAUUUUUAAAUUUAAUUUUUUUUUUAUUUUUGUUUUUUAGGUAAAAAUCACGCCAGGAACGGGGAAACGUGGCCGUGCCGUGAAAACAGCUCUCGAGUUGUUCCAAAAAGACAAAACCGCAACUCAAGCCGAGAGGAACCUGGUCAAAUCGCUAGUGUCAGACCCGACCGUCGUACAGACAUUACCAGGCAAAGUACGGGUCUCCGCGCCGGCGUUGAUGAGAACCAAAGCCAAGUGA
Molecule: messenger RNA, 6951 nt
Organism: Bursaphelenchus okinawaensis
Lineage: Eukaryota; Metazoa; Nematoda; Chromadorea; Rhabditida; Aphelenchoididae
Source: the annotation of a GenBank genome assembly